CGGGUGGCAGGUGUCAGCGGCGUCUGCAGUCGGCGGCGAUGGAGCGGCCCCGGGGAGCUGCGGACGGCCUCUCGCGCUGGCCCCUCGGCCUCCUCCUGCUCCUGCAGCUGCUGCCGCCGGCCGCCGUCGGCCAGGACCGGCUGGACGCACCGCCGCCGCCCGCGCCGCCUCCGCUGCGCUGGGCCGGGCCGGUCGGGGUGAGCUGGGGGCUGCGCGCCGCCGCGCCCGGGGGCCCCGUCCCCCGCGCUGGCCGUUGGCGCCGCGGCGCGCCCGCCGAGGACCAGGGCUGCGGCCAUCUCCCGGACUUCGUCGCCAAGCUGACCAACAACACGCACCAGCAUGUCUUUGAUGACCUCAGUGGCUCGGUGUCCUUGUCCUGGGUUGGAGACAGCACUGGGGUUAUUCUCGUCCUGACUACUUUCCAGGUGCCACUGGUGAUUGUGAGUUUUGGACAGUCCAAGUUAUAUCGAAGUGAGGAUUAUGGAAAGAACUUUAAGGAUAUUACAAACCUCAUCAAUAACACCUUCAUUCGGACUGAAUUUGGCAUGGCGAUUGGUCCCGAGAACUCCGGAAAGGUGAUAUUAACAGCAGAGGUAUCCGGUGGAAGCCGAGGAGGCCGAGUGUUCAGGUCCUCAGACUUCGCCAAGAACUUUGUGCAGACAGACCUCCCCUUUCAUCCUCUGACUCAGAUGAUGUACAGCCCUCAGAACUCCGACUACCUGCUCGCCCUCAGCACUGAGAAUGGCCUGUGGGUGUCCAAGAAUUUUGGGGAAAAAUGGGAAGAAAUCCACAAAGCAGUAUGUUUGGCCAAAUGGGGAGCAGACAACAUCAUCUUCUUUACCACCUAUGUGAAUGGCUCCUGCAAAGCUGACCUUGGUGCGCUGGAAUUAUGGAGAACGUCUGACUUGGGGAAAACCUUCAAAACCAUUGGCGUGAAAAUCUACUCAUUUGGUCUUGGGGGCCGUUUCCUUUUCGCCUCUGUGAUGGCUGAUAAGGAUACAACGAGAAGGAUCCACGUGUCAACAGACCAAGGGGAUACGUGGAGCAUGGCGCAGCUUCCUUCCGUGGGACAGGAGCAGUUCUACUCCAUUCUGGCAGCCAAUGAUGACAUGGUGUUCAUGCAUGUAGAUGAACCUGGAGAUACCGGAUUCGGCACGAUCUUUACCUCUGAUGACCGCGGCAUCGUCUACUCCAAGUCUCUAGACCGACAUCUCUACACUACCACAGGUGGAGAGACGGACUUCACCAACGUGACUUCCCUCCGUGGAGUCUACAUAACGAGCAUGCUCUCCGAAGAUAAUUCUAUUCAGAGCAUGAUCACUUUUGACCAGGGAGGACGGUGGGAGCACCUGCGGAAGCCAGAGAACAGCAAGUGCGACGCGACGGCCAAGAACAAGAAUGAGUGCAGCCUUCAUAUUCAUGCUUCUUACAGCAUCUCCCAGAAGCUGAAUGUCCCAAUGGCUCCACUCUCGGAGCCCAACGCUGUGGGCAUCGUCAUCGCUCAUGGUAGCGUGGGAGACGCCAUCUCGGUGAUGGUCCCAGACGUGUACAUCUCAGAUGAUGGGGGUUACUCCUGGGCGAAGAUGCUGGAAGGGCCCCACUAUUACACCAUCCUGGACUCCGGAGGCAUCAUCGUGGCCAUUGAGCACAGCAACCGCCCUAUCAAUGUGAUUAAGUUCUCCACAGAUGAGGGCCAGUGCUGGCAGAGCUACGCAUUCACACAGGAGCCCAUCUACUUCACUGGCCUGGCCUCGGAGCCUGGAGCCCGGUCCAUGAACAUCAGCAUCUGGGGGUUCACAGAGUCCUUCAUCACCCGCCAGUGGGUCUCCUACACGGUCGACUUCAAAGACAUCCUUGAGCGGAAUUGUGAAGAGGAUGACUAUACCACAUGGCUGGCACACUCCACAGACCCUGGAGAUUACAAAGAUGGCUGCAUCUUGGGCUAUAAAGAACAGUUCCUCCGGCUACGAAAGUCAUCUGUCUGUCAGAACGGGCGAGACUAUGUGGCGGCCAAGCAGCCCUCCUUCUGUCCCUGUUCCUUGGAAGACUUCCUCUGUGACUUUGGCUACUUCCGUCCAGAAAAUGCCUCAGAGUGUGUCGAGCAGCCGGAACUGAAGGGGCACGAGUUAGAAUUCUGUCUGUAUGGCAAAGAGGAGCACCUGACGACAAAUGGGUACCGGAAAAUCCCAGGAGACAGAUGCCAAGGGGGGAUGAAUCCAGCCCGAGAAGUAAAAGACUUGAAGAAGAAAUGCACGAGCAACUUCUUGAAUCCCAAGAAGCAGGACUCCCGCCCACAGGGACACAGCUUGUCCCAGAAUCCAGCUCCGCCUCCUCUUGGAUACACUGAAAACACACACUUCAUAUCUCCUACUCAGAAGCAGAAUUCCAAGUCGAAUUCUGUCCCUAUUAUCCUGGCCAUCGUGGGACUGAUGCUGGUCACAGUUGUAGCAGGAGUGCUCAUUGUGAAGAAAUAUGUCUGCGGCGGAAGGUUCCUGGUCCACCGGUACUCUGUGCUGCAGCAGCACGCCGAGGCUGACGGGGUGGACGCUUUGGACACAGCCUCCCAUGCUAAAGGCGGUUACCAUGAUGAUUCAGAUGAGGACCUCCUGGAAUAGCUCUUGAGAGAAGCUGGGACCGGGCGUGGGUGGAGCCCCAGUACCUCCUACAGACUUGGGGAAAUAAAUUUCCCAGUGCGUCGGACCCAGCUCUUUUCUGCUGCUUCAUCCAAGCCCAAAGGACCUACACUAAAGAACGCAGGGUGGGGGUGGGGAACCCUGGCUGAUCUCACAGUUGGCUCGGAGAAGAGGGGGGGAAAUUUUAAAUUCUUUAACUUUUUGUUUCAAGUUCUGUCUUUUGUAAACAUGUGGGCUUUAGGUUCCUGUUGGUUUGUUUGUGUGUCAAGGGAAAUGAAAUAGGAGUCAAAGGGAUUGUUUCGCUGACCCCAUCUUGUGUGUUCUGGGUGGUGCCUACCCCCGGGCAUCUGCCAACUCCACUGUCAGCUCAGCUCUCACGUCGUACCUGGUGCUGUCCCUGGGCUCUGCUGGCCAUGGGAAGCAGCCUCAGAGAAGGAAACAAGGAAACAGUGCAGUGACUGGCACUGGCUGGCCGGCUCUUCCCCAUCUAUGAACAGCCCUGCUCAGAGAACAUUGAGCCCAGCCCUGCUAUGUCUUCCAGGCCCCACCCCACCCCCAACCGUGACUAUAGACCACGGUGAUUUUUCUGUUCCCAUUUAAUUAGGCAAUACCCUUGUUAAUUGCCCUUUGGCAACUAACUUAACCACGCGCUUCCAAGACAUUAAAUUAGGAAAACUUACAGGGCCAUAUUUUUAACUUGCGGCAAGGAGGAGGGAGCAACAGAGAGUCGACUAGGCCUAACUCCUAUUAAAGACAAAACUCUGGCUGCUCUGAGCUCUUUGAAACUGUGCUUUGUGUGGCCAGUGGGCCUCUCAAGGACAGGAUGCAGGCUUGGCCUGGAAGCCUGCCCAGGCUCCUCCAUGUCUUUCCUAGAGCGCAUUGUUGAGUGCACAAUGCAGCCCCAGGACUGACGGUCACAGCCUUCCAUUUUCCUAGCACCCAUGGUGAGGCUCAGUGUUGAACAACCAUGGCUGCUUGUUCCUUCCUCCCCCGUUGCUGCUGUCCAUAGAACCAGGACUAGGGAUGUUUCCAGAUCGAUGAACAUUUUAAAGAUCAAAGUUCUAUGAGCAGACCAUCCUUCUCAGCCUUCCCAUGCUUCCACUGAUGAUUUCUGGGCAGAAUCUUUUGGCUGACCCCACUGAAGGUGUGCUUCUAGGUGGUGCCGUGUGUGUACAUCACUUUCAUGUUUUAAGGACGUUUUCUAUCUGAUGUUUUUCCAAACUAAAUAAGUUAUCGAAUAUGACGGGUGAUUUGGGGUGGCCAGCUGGUAUUGGAAAGCUGUAAUGAAUCCUUUUUAGUACGGCCUGAAUACUGGGCACACAGGGCAGCGGUGUGGUGGGUGGUCCCUUAUCCCUGCUUUACUCACCGCGGUUCCUCCCUAUCGUUACAACUGGGACUCUUGAGUAGAUGCCAUUUUGCUGCUACUUCACUUUGUAGCUAGAAAGUCAGUAAAAAGUAACUGUGCCAAACUUUUGUCAGAAUGCCUGAGCAGAUGGCUAACUCCUCCCCAGAAUGAGCAGCAGCAGGAGAGAGGGAGGAGGUGGACGGAGAGUCCUGGAGACGCUGUGUGUUGCCGCUAAUGAGUCAGGGGAGCUUCUGCUAGAAAAUGAAGUUAGGACCAUUUCCAUGAGGAGAAUCCAUCUUUGUUAGAGCCGGAAUGUAUGAUUUUUGUAUGAUUCUAAAAUUUAUAAUAAUUCCAAAGAUAUACGAGCUCAUAAUUUAUCAAAGUUUCUGUCCAUCCUCACCUCCUGCCAAAGGGGAAAGGCUCUCUCCCACCACGUGCAGCACAUCCCGGGGCUGAUGUGGGUAGAUAAGGCAAUGUGUGGCGGUGGUCACUCACUUUCUGAUGGAGUUGCCACUGGUCUCUAACCCUCAGAGGUUUCUGUAGAACCCGUCAGUGCUCUGCUUGCUUUGCUUACAUCCUCUCGUAAGCUGCUCACUGUUCUUGCCAUAGAGCUCAGCAGCCAAAAUUGAGUCAGUCACCCCGGUCUUCAGACUCUGAGCCAUGGUUCUUGCAGGAAGGUGCUCAGUAUCUGGAACGGAGCUUCCUAGCGGUGUGACUUGCUGGGGUCGAGGACAGGUCAGUGGCGUUUCUCCAGAGCAUUGUUUUCUCUUUAGAAAACAAAACUUUAUUCCCCUGCUUCAUGACUGAAAUAAAAAGCUAUGGCAAUCCGGAGUGUCCCCUCUGCCUUGGUGGAUGGUCACUGUUGGGAGCACAGGAAGUGAGUCUUCCCCCAGCUAGCUGGCUCUGUGGGCUUGGGGACUGCCCUUACAGUAGCUCUCAGAAUCAGUCACAUUCACAAAUAUGCAACCCCAGCCAGAGAUUUAAGAUUUUUAAGCUCUUUAUGUCUUAAAAAAAACAACAACAAAAAACAAGAUUUCUAGUUUGGUUUGUCCUGCUCUGUCUUGGCACUGUCACUGGUGGGCAUCCCACUACUCUCAGCCCUGUGGGGGCAGAGGAUGAGUCUAGAGACUUGAGCGAUAGGAUUUAGUGCUGUUACGUAGCUCAGACAGAUUAGAAAGUCCCUAGUGGCCUGAGUUUUAAAUCCAAAGCAUGCUUUCUGCUUGAGACCUCAGGGCCAUAAGUUUUUCCUGAGCCCUGAGGCCAGGGCUGGAUGUGACAAGGCACUGGUCACAGCAGCAGAGACCUUCAGAGAGCGCUGGCAGCUCCACAGGGGGCCCAGGAGCUUUGUCAGCCUUAACUGACUCUGGUGUGCAGACCCAUGCUCUUGGGCUUCCUAGCUUUUCCUCUCUGGCAGUGUAGUAUUGUGGACCACCUUCAGCUCCUUUGCUGGUCAGGCCUAGAAGCCAUGGCUGGGCACACUGUACCGAAUCAUCCCUUCAUCAGGAUGCUAGGAUGCAGAGAGGGGCACAGCACCCUUCCAUCAAGCCCCACGAUGAGAGGCCUGGUUUGGCGUCACUCAUUUUAUUGCCCUGCAAGUAAACCAUAUGGGUAGAGCCUUUCAUACCUCCAGCGCUCUGAAGAACCCAUCCCUCUGCAUACUGGCAAGGGGCUCAUCCAUGUGUUGGCAUAGCCCUCUCAGCUCAGUCGGGAUGCACAAAGAUUGCUAAAAAGGAGGAAUGCAGCUUCAAUUUUUUUUAUCGUCUUCCCACCAGAGGGAAAGUAAUGUGAACUUAAAUGUCUUUUGGAACAAAACCAAAGUUUAAGAUUUGCCAUAUGAUAUACUGACAGGGAAGCCCAGAGUUGGCAAGCAGGUACCAGACUUUGUGUCCUGUUGGCCAGUGCUUUGCCAGGUAUGGGUUGCUGUAGAGUCACUGAAACCACGGGUGCAGCUUGAUUUCCUGGUCCAUGCAUUAUAACAUAAGAAUUGGAGCACUAACUUGAAAUUGUCUUCAAGGACUUGCGUGCACUUUUUCACACCGGUACAUUCUUCUGUAUCUGUUUAUAUGGAAUAACACAAGCUAAUCUGUACCUUUAUAUAUGUGUGUGUGUACAUAUAUACAUGUAUAAACUGUAUAGUGUACAUGUUAAUGAUUUAUCGGUACGGCCCGAAUUUUUAGUGCAGUUCUCAUCCUCCGCAUGCCCUCAGCUGUGGUCUGGUGACUUCCUGUCCCCCGGCGGUUCUGCCACUUCCUGGUGUUCUGAGGCACCAGGGAGGAGGGUUUGGGCUGCAUUCUCUUUCUCCUCAUGCACAGAUAUGCUCAGGGUCCCCACGUGCCUGUCGUCUUCCCCUCUUGUCCAUUGUUCCCUUUCUGAGCAUGCAGCCCCGCCCCGGCUGUGAGGGGCAGCUGCCUUCCUGGGACAGCGUUUAAGCAGGAUCGUGACCACCACUGCAUGUACACUGAAAACUCCAGAUGUCUGCCCACCUGGGACAGAGCAUUGCAUGUGAGGUGGGGUUAUCAAGUUUCAAAGACCUGUCACUCAUACAGCAAAGCCAGACCCAUAGCAAAAUCCCACAAAAUGGAAAUAAAACGCAAAACUUCUUUAGCAUUGUGUAAAUAAAUCUGGAUGUGUUUAACUUUG
Messenger RNA from Alexandromys fortis (reed vole), 6618 nucleotides. It is a transcript of the gene Sort1, whose product is annotated as sortilin 1. Bases 39 to 2615 code for a protein of 858 amino acids. NCBI's taxonomy places the organism in Eukaryota, Metazoa, Chordata, Mammalia, Rodentia, Cricetidae. The transcript is spliced from 21 exons. The record is from RefSeq and is a predicted model, not a curated record. Gene Ontology annotation, cellular component: Golgi apparatus; membrane. Gene Ontology annotation, biological process: vesicle organization; endocytosis; Golgi to endosome transport. Gene Ontology annotation, molecular function: protein binding.